This is a messenger RNA of Ogataea philodendri, 2364 nucleotides long. RefSeq lists its product as uncharacterized. The coding region runs from base 1 to 2364 and encodes 787 amino acids. Gene Ontology annotation, biological process: regulation of DNA-templated transcription. Gene Ontology annotation, molecular function: zinc ion binding; transcription cis-regulatory region binding; DNA-binding transcription factor activity, RNA polymerase II-specific. Lineage: Eukaryota; Fungi; Ascomycota; Pichiomycetes; Pichiales; Pichiaceae. The record is from RefSeq and is a predicted model, not a curated record. The transcript has a single exon. Gene Ontology annotation, cellular component: nucleus.
AUGACCGAUUCAGACAUGAACAGGUCGUUUUCGAUGAAGAGUGAGGAUUCGCAGGACGCUUCAGUGGACCCGAGCUUUGCCAACAAGUUUCGUCGAUUACGCGCGUGUGCGCGGUGCCAUCGACUUAAGAUGCGGUGCGUUUUCGAAGACCCAGGGUUCGAGAGUUGUACCAGGUGUUUUAAGGCCGAUCUUAAAUGCUCCAUGACAGAAGACCCGACUAUGGAAAAGGCGAAACCGCGUCCUCGCAAGAAGGUCAAGCUGAGGGGGUCCGGCCCGCUCACGGGGCUUCAGACUAGCAUGAACGAGGCCACCAAGUUAUUCCACACCUUACAGAGACAAAUUACUGAAACCAAAAACGUGAGCAUUGCAUCUCUAGAGAACCAGAAACUAGAAAUAUCCAAUCUGGACGAGAACCUCAACCCAAAGAGCCUUGCCCAAUUGCAGAAAGAGCUGAGCGAGCUCCAAAGGCUGCUGGCACACACCAUCAAUUUCAGCAAAGGGAUGAAUCUGACGUCUGACGAGACAAACGUUGCCUCGUCCGUCAAUUCGAUGAAAGACGGACCUGUUAAGAGCGUACCGAACCUGCCGUUCAUCCCGUACGAAAAUAACCUCAUGAAGGAGCUCAUCAAGCUGCGGAUCUUGUCCGAAGACGAGGCCCGCUCGAAAUUUGCGUUUUUCGUCAACGACGUGCUGUGCUACUGGCCCUGUGUGUCAAUUCCCGCCCAUUAUACGUUCGACUGGCUCAUAGAGAACGAGCCUUUGGUUCUGUUGGCGUUUGUGACCGUCACAUGCCUGAACGAGGCAGACUUGCACGAUACUCUUCUCUACUACCUCGACAACAAGCUGGCUUUACAAGUCGGGGUCAUUGGCGAUAUCUCGCCAAGCCUGAUCCAGGUAUACUUGGUGCUAUCGCUGUGGUGCUCCCCGCCUCGCAAAUGGGGCUCCUACAAACACCAAAUGAGUCUGCUGUCUGCACUGAAUCUCACGCUAUGCUUGGACCUGGGAAACGAGGCCCACCGAAUGGGUUCAAACGUUUUGGAGGACAGCUCCGAGGAACGCAAGAUCCUGCGCGCAUACAUUGGAGUUUACUCGUGCUGUUGUUCGCUCGGACUGUCUUUGCCGAGAUUCAAGGUGGUCAACUGGACAAACACCCACGAACGGUGCUGCCAGACACUGAUGAUGGGCGACGUGAACCGCAACGACCGGUUCUUGGCGUAUUACGCGCGGCUGGUGGCUGUGGGUGAAGAAAUCUUCCAGUUUUUGUGUCCGACAAUCGCUUCUCCGUCGCUCGCAACAAGACUCAAUUUACUUUUCAACGUCCAUAAGGACGUGAAGGAUGACAACUCGUUCCCCCACGAAAGCUUACGUACAAUGAUGAUCAAUUACGAGAAAAAGAUGCAGAAACUGGCUUCCGAAAGUGGCCUGCUAGCCUCAGAGUCGAAGGAGAAGAACCUGCUCUCUAUUAUUUAUUAUCAGCUUCUGAUGACCAUGUACGAUUACGUGGUUUGCAGAGUGCUGGUGCGCAAAGACAUCAUGACAGACGUUUAUCUACAGACGUUGACAAGACUGGUGAAGGCCAGCGAGAAGGUUGUGGAAUCGUUUGAGGCCGUGAGCCACCAGACUCCUAUUUUCCCCACCUUUUUCUACUACCGUCCAAUGCACGCUCUGGUUGCACUCAUUCGGGCACGUUUACUGGUCAAGUCCCAGGGACUCGAUCUGGAAGUCGACGUGGAGCGGCAGUACGAGCUGGUCAGCCAGUCUCUGGACCGCAUAGCUUCCAAGAGUAAAGUUGGGCAGAAAAUGCUCAUGAUCUUGACAAGAAUCAGCAAAUGGAUGCAGGUGUCCAACAAUUUCAACAGAGACGGAGCCACCAACUCCAUGGUGGACCUCCUGGAUGAGCUGGGCAAAGAGAAGGCCGUGGAGAAUAUCAGUGUCAACUUGCGAAAGAGAGAAGGAGACAACGGCAAUCUGAACCCGGACUCGCGAAUCCAGUUCAGCAGAUUCAUCAACUACAACGUCGAGAAUAUCUCUAACAAAAAUAGGAAAUACUCGUCAGCCAGCUCCAAAGCGAGCCGCAAGUCCAGUGCAACGUUUAUUCCGUCUCCAAUUGGAUACACUGGGAGCGAAGGAAACGAUUCUCCAAGCGUGUUGGUUGAUGGUCCAGCCAAAAUGCCAGACAAUCGCACCUCUUUCAGCGUGGACAACUCGUUGGAACACACCAACGGGUCUCAAAAUCUCUUGAACGAUAUCUUUUCGCAAAUCGACUCGGAUAUUCUCAACUUCAACGAAGUGCCUGUGAUCGAAAUGAUGCCCGACUCAGAGCUAAACUUCUUUGGCGGAGAGGACGGCUACGGAUUUUGGUAA